Drosophila sechellia is the source of this 1042-nucleotide messenger RNA. RefSeq names its product histone-lysine N-methyltransferase SETD1B. Lineage: Eukaryota; Metazoa; Arthropoda; Insecta; Diptera; Drosophilidae. Bases 89 to 910 code for a protein of 273 amino acids. The record is from RefSeq and is a predicted model, not a curated record. The transcript has a single exon.
CUGUUUGGGCCUUGCUUACAAUUAGGAUCCGGUCGGCAGUAAAUCUCUAAUUUCUGUGCACUUUACGUCGAGAAAUCUCUAAAACAAGAUGUCCAAGCUGGGUGCUAUCUUGGUGGUGGGCUUGUGCCUGUUUGUGGCCGUGGCCUUGGCCGAGCCACGCCUUCAGUAUGUUCAGGGGCGCAAUCAGGUGCAGGGUCAAAGGGCGCAGCAGCACCCCUACCUCUUCCUGUCGAUUCCCAAGGGUCGGGCCAACGCCGGCGCCGUCGUCCAGGGCUUCGAAAUUGUCGAGGAGGAGGAUGAUGAUCUACAGGAUGAGGACCAGCACGAUGACGAGACGGAGGAUGACGAGGAGCUGGAGCACCAGAUGGGCCUGAACUUUGCCCGCAGCGGUCUGACUUACAGGCAGAACCACGAUGACGACGAACAGGACGAUGAUCAGGAUCAGGAGCAGGAUCAGGUUCAGGAUGAGCUGCCCAAGAAGCAGAUGAUGGUUAACCGGGACCAGGCUGGCGCUAUUAUGGUGCCCGAUGGCAUUAUCGAGAUCGAGGGUCAGAGUGUCCUGGACGAGAAGACCGGCAAGGCAGCUCUCCUGGUGCCCCGUGCCGCCCUAGACGCCAUUCCCGAUGGCGCGGUGGUGGCUCUCAUGGAGCGAUCCGCCUCAUCCGCUGAUGAAAUCGAGGAAGAGCGCGCCAACCGCGUGGUGGUUCGUCGCCGCAAGAACAACGGACGCAGGAACAUCCGCCGGCGGGGCAUCAACAGCAACAAUAUCCGACGCCGCCGUCGCCCUGCACAAAGGCGUCGGCGAGUGGGCGGCAACCGCAGGCGCAACGUGCGCGUCAUCCGCCCCCAGGGCGGCAACCGCAGGCGUGGCAACCAGAGGCGCCGCGGACAGGUCGUCCUCCAGGGCUGAGACACGAAACGGAGGUCGUCCUAGCCCCAUUUCUAUAUAGUAUUAUAGUUAAGAUCCCCUACCGAUCACGACAAGAAAUUUUAGACACUUGAUGACGAUGCGACAAAUAAAAUGUGAUAUAAAAAUUAUAAA